AUGGAGGGAUUGAUCAUUGGUGUGAAGAGAAUCACGAUUUUUGAGAUGAUGGGACGUGAACGAGAGAAAGAUGGGGAGUCGAGAGAAAAAGAAGAAUUGGGUAACAUGGAAAGGAGAGAAAAAACCUGGCAAGAGAGGAUAGGUGAGUUGAGCCUUGGAGCUAGAGGUAAGAAGAGCAGAAAGGGGGAGGGAGGGAAGAAGUCGGAACAAGGUGAUGGUCCGGAUCCAACGACAAUAAAGAUCGCGGAAGCGAGUAGCAAGGUCUCGGAUGGAUCUGAAAAUGCCAAAAUUCAGAGUGGCGAUCAGGAGGAUGGGAAGAUGAGAAAAGAGGAUAGGAGAAAUGAAGGAAGUGAAGAUGUGAAGAGUGUGGACUAG
This is a messenger RNA of Botrytis fragariae, 375 nucleotides long. RefSeq lists its product as uncharacterized. The coding region runs from base 1 to 375 and encodes 124 amino acids. The record is from RefSeq and is a predicted model, not a curated record. NCBI's taxonomy places the organism in Eukaryota, Fungi, Ascomycota, Leotiomycetes, Helotiales, Sclerotiniaceae. The transcript has a single exon.